GUUGGUGUAAAAGGUGGUGUAAAAGAACUGAUUCAACAUUAUGAAAAUGAUGUUUUUGGUAGACGUAACAAGCUUUUAAAGAAAUGUCAACAUUUGAAAAAAAUUAUUGAUCGGCAAAUCGUCAAUAUAAUUAGAACCCAAAAUGUCACUCCUGAAGAUUUGGAAGAAGAAUACUCAGCUAAUGAAGUAGAAGAAAAUGUUUUAUUGAACGAAAUGGACACAUUAACAGAAGAAGAAAAAUAUGAUAUUGAGUCUGGAAUUGAAGAAGUUAUAAUUGAAACUCAAUAUUCUACAGAUGAAAAUACAUUCAUGGACACUAAAAUCGAGCAGAUAGAUUCUCUCUAUGUUGAUAGUACAGAUAUUGGAGUGAAAAUAAAUACUGGUCCAAAAAAUAUUGAAAAUUUAAAAAUCAACGCAAUUAACAUAAAAGAUAGAAAGAUAUACAAUUCAAGAAUUUCAAACUCUGACAAAACAAUCAAAUUUGAUUAUUUAAAGCCGUUAGGUGAUCAUUCAAUAUUUAAUCAAUAUGGGCAUUCUAGUAAAAAGGAAAAACUUACAGAGUUGAAUUAUUCUUGUGCUUCAAAGAGUGAUCCUGAUCCUCCAAAAUCGGAAAAAUCAUUUGACUUAGAUACUCCAAAAAAAGAAAUGAAACACAUAUACUCACCAAUAAGAGUAUCACAGCAAUUUCAGCUAGAUGUACCUCUUGAAGAUGAAAAUGAUCUAGGACUUAGUGAAAUGGCAGAUCAAUUAGAUGAAGAUUUCAAUGAUUAUCAGACUUCGUUUAUAGAUGACAAUGUCCAAACAAUUUAUGUYCAUACAAUGUCUGAUAUUGAUGAGGCAAUGUCUUUGGAAGAUGACAAUGAUGAUAAUUCUGUUCAAAUCAUUCCUGUAGUUAACGAGAAUGAUGAUUAUGAUUCAAACUUUGACUAUGAUAUAGUGUCUGUGGAUUCUUUUAUUUAAAAUUUAAAAYGAUAAUGGAAAUUCUAUUAAUCAGGUAGUAAUUUAAUAUAUAAUUAUUUAUUUUAGACUAGGAAAAUAUUUUUUUAAAUAAAUAUUUAAAUAGGUAUUAAG
Diuraphis noxia (Russian wheat aphid) is the source of this 1071-nucleotide messenger RNA. RefSeq lists its product as uncharacterized. The record is from RefSeq and is a predicted model, not a curated record. NCBI's taxonomy places the organism in Eukaryota, Metazoa, Arthropoda, Insecta, Hemiptera, Aphididae. Gene Ontology annotation, cellular component: SAGA complex. Gene Ontology annotation, molecular function: transcription coactivator activity.